AUGGAUUCUGAGAUUGUUAUCUCGUAUAAUGAUAAAAAAUUGCUUAUUACGAAUUCUCCAAUUAGUGUUAUUAAAAAAGAUGGAAAUGAUGUAUUUCAUAUCAUUAUUGAGAAACGACCAGCAAAUGUAAAAAUAUGCUUUACAAAAAAUAACAAAUUUAUUAGUAUUAUUUCUGGAUUUUUUGAAUGUAAACGUUCUAAAUCAGAAUCAAGUUUUGAGUUAACAAAAAUUGAUCCAUUUUCUGAAACUGAUCAAUCAUGUUAUAUGAUAGAUAAAACAAUAAAUGUAGCAAUGUAUUUUAGAAAAGAUAUUAUUUUUAAAUUAUUAAAUCAAAAACUUCUGGAGAUAUACGAAGAAGAAGAAAUUGAGGAUACCGACGAUAUUUGUGAAGACAAUAAUAAUGGCAUCUAUGAUACUAAUAAUAGUGAUAGUAACCUUGUUACUAGAAAAAUGGAUUUUGAAAUAGAUUCUGGAAUUGUUAUCUCAUAUGAGGAAAAAAAAUUUCUCAUUGCCAAUUUUCCAAUUGGUGUUAUUAAGAAAUAUGAAAAUGAUGAAUUUCAAAUAAUUAUUGAAAAACAAUCAGCAAGUGUAAAGAUAUACUUUACAAAAAAUAGCGAAUCUAUUAGUAUUAUCCCUGGAUCUUUUGAAUGUAAACGUUCUAAUUCAGAAUCAAAUGUAAAUGAAUUAGCAAAAAUUAAUCCAAUUGUUGAAAUUGAUAAAUCAUAUUAUAUGAUAGAUAGAACUUUAAAAAAAGUAGUAAUGUAUUUUAAAAAAAAUCCUAUUUUUAUAUUAUUAGAUCAAAAAUAUCUGGAGAUAUGUGAAGAAGAAAUUGACAAAAAUAUGAACUUGAUGUCAAUGAUGAUGAUAUUUAUUGCGAUUGCGACCUUCUUGCUGUUAGAAUUAGAGUUAAUGAAGGCAGAAAUAUUGGGAAUUAUUAUUAUUGUUGCUCUGAAUAUCAAUGCAAUUUUAAAUCGUGGAUUGAUUAAACAAG
This is a messenger RNA of Dentiscutata erythropus, 991 nucleotides long. The record is from the annotation of a GenBank genome assembly. NCBI's taxonomy places the organism in Eukaryota, Fungi, Glomeromycota, Glomeromycetes, Diversisporales, Gigasporaceae.